AUGAGUCCGCCACGAAAAGGCCGCGGAGCGUUCAAGUCACAGGAGCCGCUGGUUUUCACGGCUUUUUACGUUGAUGCGGAUCCACGCAUUUUUGAUAAAGGUCGUGACGGUGACAUGUCACAUGAUGACGUGCUGCAUUCGCUGCAACGAGUGGAGAAGAAUUUGGUGGCGUUUCGAAGUGCACAGACUCAGUUCUCGCGGUGUUUCGAGACGGUGAUCGCACCUUGUCGUCCGCCGUCCAAGAUCCGUCAACGCUGGUUGCAAGUCACAACUAUUGCCAUUUGCCUGGCUGCUGGAGGUAUAUGGGUGGUCAAUAACCAGCAGGAGUUUCGAAGUGGCAUUGCCGCCAUGCGUGCUGCUCUGCGUGACUUUUUGAACGAGCACAUGAUUGAGCCACUUCAAGCUAUUUUUGUGGAGGUGGUGCUGAACCAGAAGCCAGAGAUCCAAGAUGCCAUGGCGCUCCUGGAUACGAAGCAGAGCUUGCGUCGCAUGCUGGCGGAUUUUGUGAAGGACACGAACCCGAAUGUCACGCAGGCUGACAUGGAUCGCAUCACGAACGAAAUGGACAUGUCGGUCGUGUCACUGCAGUACGAGAAGCAGCUGACCGGUGCAGUACGCAAUUUAAUCACGGGGGAUAUUGUCCGCAUGCUCCUGAUCCAGGUGCAGUUUAUCAAGAAGGAGCUGAUGGUGGCAAUGGGUGCCAUCGACGAGUUGAUGCAUGCAAACCAGUUGAACCUGCAGAUCCUGGCCACUAUUCCUACGUUCCUCGUGUUUGGUGGGUUGUACAAACUGGUCACGUCGACAUUUCACAUGAUAUACAAGCGCAUGAGUGACCGACUGUACUACGACUCGACUGAAAUCGCCAGGUUUUUACGCAACAAUUUGCGUGACAUCGAACGGCUACUCAAUAAGCAGAAUCGGGGUGCAGGCGCGAGUGAUGACGCCGUGUUAGGCGUUCGCGAUCUCGGCUUUCUCAUUUUACUACUCCAUCAGCUGCGCGACCUCUUUGAGGCGUACCGCGCCCUAUUCCAAGAAGAAGAGCACGAGCGCUUCGAAGAGGACCUAAACGACCUCAUUGGAGAGGGCUUGCUGGUCUCACAACAGCUCGCUGUCAUUCAGCGCAUGUACCAUUCGCAUCCGUUCCUGUAUAGCACCAACCCAAACAAAUCGCGCUGGCUGCUGGAGUAA
Molecule: messenger RNA, 1188 nt
Organism: Peronospora matthiolae
Lineage: Eukaryota; Oomycota; Peronosporomycetes; Peronosporales; Peronosporaceae
Source: the annotation of a GenBank genome assembly